Molecule: messenger RNA, 549 nt
Organism: Aspergillus niger
Lineage: Eukaryota; Fungi; Ascomycota; Eurotiomycetes; Eurotiales; Aspergillaceae
Exons: 5
Coding region: 1-549 (182 amino acids)
Source: RefSeq, a predicted model, not a curated record
AUGGAUGGGAUUUACUCUUCUGCCCCACCGAGUGACAAUGUCCGAGUGUUUCGGGCUAGGCUCCCCACGUGCGUCGGCCGAGCAUUUAUAGCAUCAGUCACUUUGGAGCGAGACCUUUCCGUAGCGUGCUCUGGAAGCAAUUUGGAAUGCACGUGGGCUGCGCAAUACUCACUACACGAUGAAAGCUGGAGGGAUGUAAAUAGCGUGCUGCCUGUAGCGGAGACUUAUUCUAAUCACUCAGACACCAUCAACUGCCCGCUUGAAUUUGACUGGUCAUCCCUGUACAGGCUUGGAGUUUUCAGCCGCUAUAAAGCCAUUACCUUCUACGAAAUGGCGGCAAUGCUUCAGCACAGAUGCCUUUGUGUACGUUGGAUGAAGCGAACAUACUUGGCAAUUGUGACAGCCACCGCUCACCACUUCCGUGAUCGACCGAACCUCGCGUUGUCAGAGAAUGGUUUACUGUUCGAUGAUACUGUCUGCAUCGAACUCACAUUCAGGGAUGAGGCCGUUGAGUGCUCUAAGGGGAGACUCAGAUCUUGUCCGAGAUAG